GACGUCACUCUAACCCCACCUAUUUUCAGCUCCAUCCCGUUUGGUUCUACAUCACAAAUGAGCGUGCACACAGACACAAAUUGAGCAGUCAGGGGUGACUAAAGCUGUGCUAUCUCUUAAAAAGCUGAGACCAGUGGCAGACUUUAACAUUCCAUGUUUACUUUUUUACAGAACAUUUGAUGUUUAAAUGUUUACCCGAUGGAAGUAUUUCUUUUUUGCUUGUUUUUUUAUAUAGACCUUUUUUCCAGACAUUAGAGAAUUUCGAGAUCUUAUGUGGGUCUAAAUGCCUAACUCCAAAGCAGUAUUGUUAGUUAGUAAAGCAGUUUGGUUUGAUGUGUAACUCAAUAUCCCUAUGUGAUUGCAACUUUGUAAUCUCUAGAGAAAAAUCCUAAAUAAAUUGCAUAACUAAUGGGGAUUAGAAAGUUCAGAAAAAAAAUCUGUUUUUACCAAAUGUUUGCAUUUUUCCAAAAAAUCCUAUAAUUUGGUACAAGAGCUUUAGGCAGUGCCAGAGAUCCAGUUUUCCUAUCAUCUUUUAUUUAUCACAUACUCUGCUUUGCGCUGAAAAAGGGGCCGUCUGAGUCAUUUUGUUAGUGUCUAUUAUCUCCCAAAGUGCCAAUGUUUUGCCCCAUUUGAGGUUUAUGAAAGAGUUCCCUUCUUAAGGCUUUAAGUCUAGCCACAGGCUGAAAGAAGUUGUCAUGCUAUAGCGUGGCUUCUAUUGUGUUCUCAAGAAGCCCAAGGAGCUCCACGGGUAUUGUUUUCUUUACAGGGGAGUUGGGUUACCUUGACAACCACAUGAUGCCUUCUCAUAGGCCCUCUGUUAGAGAAAAGGCAGGACCAGAAUAGGAGGGAAGAAGACAGAAAGAACAUAAAAAAAAGCUUUAAAAAGAGAAGGCAAGAUAGAGUUUAUCUCUUUUUUUUCCUGCAUUUGUGUGUUUUCCAAACAGGUCUGAUGGUUGCAAGUGGGUUGGGACUAAAACCCAUACAGUGAUAUCUGGAGAGGUGUCCGUUGGGUACCAUGCGUGUUGCAUUGCGUCCUCGCAGUGGUUGCCUGGUGCUCUGUCUGUGCCUGUCUUUGAUCACCCUCCUGCUGCAAAGCCUCUGGGUGCCUCUUGAGAUGACCCAGAAUGAAGCUGCUGGGAGGUUUCCUGAAGAACAAGGUGGGAACAUUCUUGGUAUCAAUAAAUUGGUGCAUCGCUUGGAUGCUUUGAGUACUCAGGUGCAGAAGCUGAGCAGAGAAAGACACAACACCCAUCUGAACAAAAAUGCUCUCACUUCACUGCUUAAAAGCUUUAAACAGGACCAGCAAAGUUUGGGGAGGUUGUUGGAAACAGAGCUGCAGCGAGUGUCCUGGAGACUAGAUCAGAUCAGUAGCCAACAGCACCACAACCAUAAAGCAUUUAUGCUCACGCCACCCUCAGGAUUCACUGAGAAAUGUGACAUGCCAACUGAUCCGGCCUAUCCUGUCUGUGCAGAAAAAACAGAGUUCCUGCAGGCCCAUUGGGAGUCAGACCCCUGCUAUGCUUUUUACGGGGUGGAUGGUACCACCUGCUCCAUAUUGUCUUAUCUCAGUCAAAUUGAGAACUUUUGCCCUCCCCGUCCUGGAAGGAACCACUCCAGCCUCCCAUGGCACCAGAAGACCCAUUUGAAUGCAAAGACGGCUCAUAUACGUGACAGUUUGAGCUCACUAUAUGAGGAGCUCAGCAACAGCAGCAGUUUGGCAAUCAAGUUCAUCCGAUCAAGAGUGGAACGGAUGUCUGAAAGGUGGAUCAAAGCUGGUCUGAGAAUGAAGCAGAAUGGCAGUGACACAGGCUCAGCUGAGCUGAAGGUGCUGCUUUACCCCGGUGCCCUGGCUGGGAAGGCUGGUCAGCAUUUUGAGGCAAUGGUGGAGAGAGGAGGUCCUCUUGGAGAGCUGGUCCAGUGGGCUGACCUCAGUGCCUGCCUGACAAUUCUGGGGCACCACCUGACCUUCAGCAGCUCACAACGCCAGUUACACAGACUAAUAGGAGCUGCACCGGGCCACGGUGGCUGUCCAAUUCAAAGACCUCUAAUGUUUGACCUUAUCUACACUGACUACCACGGGCUUGCUCACCUCCAUGGGGCCAUGGGACUAGCCUUUAAUCAUUACAAGUGCCGCUUCAGGAUCUUGGACUCUUUUGGCACUGAACCAACUUUUAACCUGGCCAGUUAUGCACAGAGCCGUGGAUAUAAGACACUAUGGGGCAGCUGGGGACUCCGGCCUCUACAGUACAUGAACAUGUUCCCUCACACUCCUGACAACUCUUUCCUGGGUUUUGUGAGUGAGGAGGCACUAAAGACGGAAAAGAGUAAGGAUAGGCUGGAGCCAGAGAGCUACAGGAAAGAGCGGAUAGCAGUUGUCUAUGGCAAACAGGACUACAUGUGGCAGGGUAAAUCCGAAUAUGUGCGAAUAAUCAGUGAAGAACUGGAGACUCAUGGCACAGUCUACCAGGCUUCACACCAUUCUUCCAAUUUGCCCAGUUUUGUGAAAAACCAUGGACUCCUGACACAAGAACAAUUCCUAAAACUUCUCCACAGAGCCAAGGUAUUUAUUGGGCUCGGUUUCCCAUAUGAGGGUCCUGCUCCUAUUGAAGCCAUAGCUCUGGGCUGCAUUUUCCUCCAACCACGCUUUGACCCUCCACACACAUCAGACAACAACAAUUUCUACAAGGGCAAACCCACCACAAGAAAAAUCUCCUCCCAGCACCCGUACGCAGAACAGUUCAUUGGUAAACCCUACGUGCUGACUGUGGACAUGACCAACACGACUGCUGUUCGAGAGGCAGUCAAGUCUAUUCUAAACACUGAGGUGAAACCUUUCACUCCUCGAGAGUUCACUUGUGUGGGAAUGCUGGAGCGGGUUCAUAGUUACAUCACCUACCAGAACUUCUGCAGUACAUCCGUACCUACUUGGCCCCCAGAGAGUGCUUUAAAGGUGCACUUGGGUCCACUGGGUCAGUCCUGUGUGAGUGUGUGUCAACACUCGUCACUGUGGUGCGAGCCUGCUCUCUUUCAUCACCUCAACACUCCUGCGGCUUUCACCAGGCUUGGACUGGGCUGCUCUCGCAUGGUGCAGGAAGUCAACCAUCUGUUCCCCUCUUACAACCCUUGGGGUCGUCACUGUGGCCUUCAGCGGGAGAAUCUGCUGUUUAGUUGUGCUGGCUCUGACCCUUCACACCGCAGACUGUGUCCCUGCAGUUCUGGACAAGUGGCACUGUGCCCACAGUGCCUGUAACCCUUGUGCUAUACUAGGCACUUUAACAAUGGGAGUUGGGUCAUCUAGACCCACUAGACAGUGCGCUGAACCUUUUUCUUCAAGGAU
Oryzias latipes (Japanese medaka) is the source of this 3337-nucleotide messenger RNA. Its product is annotated as alpha-1,6-mannosylglycoprotein 6-beta-N-acetylglucosaminyltransferase B. The record is from RefSeq and is a predicted model, not a curated record. Gene Ontology annotation, biological process: protein N-linked glycosylation. Gene Ontology annotation, cellular component: Golgi apparatus. Lineage: Eukaryota; Metazoa; Chordata; Actinopteri; Beloniformes; Adrianichthyidae. Gene Ontology annotation, molecular function: alpha-1,6-mannosylglycoprotein 6-beta-N-acetylglucosaminyltransferase activity.